AUGGCAGCCCCAAAGAAACCAGUGGUGGGGCCGUUGGUGGGGUCGGUGGUCCAGGGCACCAGCUCCACUCGCUUUCUGGUUUUCAAUUCAAAAACCUCGGAGCUCCUGAGCCAUCACCAGGUGGAGCUGACGCAAGAGUUCCCCCGGGAAGGGUGGGUGGAGCAAGACCCGAAGGAGAUCCUGCAGUCUGUCUACGAAUGCAUGGCCAGGACGUGCGAGAAGCUCCGCGACCUGAACGUCGACACGUCCAGCAUCAAGGCCGUGGGCGUCAGCAACCAGCGAGAGACCACCGUCAUCUGGGACAGGCUGACAGGGGAGCCCCUGUACAAUGCCGUGGUGUGGCUGGACCUGAGGACCCAGGCCACCGUGGAGGCCCUGAGCAAGAAGAUCCCAGGGAACAACAACUUCGUCAAGUCCAAGACAGGCCUCCCGCUCAGCACCUACUUCAGCGCAGUGAAGCUGCGCUGGAUGCUGGACAAUGUGGUACACGUGCAGAAGGCGGUUGAGGAGGGUCGGGCCCUCUUCGGCACUGUGGACUCCUGGCUGAUCUGGAGCAUGACAGGGGGCGUCAACGGGGGCGUGCACUGCACUGAUGUCACCAACGCCAGCAGGACCAUGCUCUUCAACAUCCACUCCCUGGAAUGGGAUCAGGAGCUCUGCGACUUUUUUGAAGUUCCCAUGACCAUUCUCCCCAAUGUCUGGAGUUCUUCGGAGAUCUACGGCCUCAUAAGAGGCGGGGUCCUGGAAGGGGUACCCAUAUCUGGUUGUUUGGGGGACCAGUCGGCUGCAUUGGUAGGACAGAUGUGCUUACAGGAGGGACAGGCCAAAAAUACAUAUGGAACCGGCUGCUUCCUGCUGUGCAACACAGGUCGCAAGCGCGUGUUCUCUGAGCAUGGCCUUCUGACGACAGUGGCCUACAAGCUGGGCAAGGACAAGCCCGUGUGUUACGCGCUGGAAGGCUCUGUUGCUAUCGCGGGCGCUGUGGUUCGCUGGCUGAAGGACAACCUUGGAAUCAUAGAGACCGCAGAAGAGAUUGAAAAACUUGCUAAGCAGGCAGGCACUUCCUACGGCUGCUACUUUGUCCCAGCGUUUUCUGGAUUGUAUGCACCUUAUUGGGAGCCCAGUGCGAGAGGGAUCAUCUGUGGUCUGACUCAGUUUACCAACAAAUGUCAUAUUGCUUUUGCUGCAUUAGAAGCUGUUUGUUUCCAGACCCGAGAGAUUGUGGAAGCUAUGAACCGUGACUGUGGAACUCCACUAAGCCAUCUGCAGGUGGACGGUGGAAUGACCAACAACAGAAUCCUGAUGCAACUACAGGCGGAUAUUCUGCAUGUCCCAGUUGUAAAGCCCUGCAUGCCUGAGACCACCGCACUGGGUGCCGCCAUGGCCGCAGGUGCUGCCGAAGGGGUCGGCGUCUGGAGUCUGGAGCCCGAGAGUCUGUCGGGUGCCAGAGUGGAACGAUUUGAACCGCAGAUCCAGGCCUCAGAAAGUGAAAAUCGUUAUGCUACGUGGAAGAAAGCUGUGAGGAAGUCAAUGGGUUGGGUGACAACUCCUGUAAGUGGGGACUCGACUAUCUUCUCUAGUCUGCCUUUGGGGUUUUUUAUAGUGAGUAGCAUGGUCAUGCUAAUUGGAGCAAGAUAUAUCUCAGAUAUAUCAGAGUAA
This is a messenger RNA of Carlito syrichta (Philippine tarsier), 1659 nucleotides long. RefSeq names its product glycerol kinase 2-like. Gene Ontology annotation, biological process: triglyceride metabolic process; glycerol metabolic process; glycerol-3-phosphate biosynthetic process. The transcript has a single exon. Gene Ontology annotation, molecular function: glycerol kinase activity. NCBI's taxonomy places the organism in Eukaryota, Metazoa, Chordata, Mammalia, Primates, Tarsiidae. Gene Ontology annotation, cellular component: mitochondrion. The coding region runs from base 1 to 1659 and encodes 552 amino acids. The record is from RefSeq and is a predicted model, not a curated record.